UAAGUAUUUAGCACUUAACCUCUCUGGGUUGUUGUGAGGAUCAAAUAAGAUAAUAUUUGCAAAUGCUUAGCUCAGUUCCUCAGGCAUAGCAAGUUUAAUAAAUGCUUGUUGCCUUGGUUCCCCCCCCCCCCCACCUUGUGUUUUUCAUCGGUGGAAGAAAUUCUCACUUUGAUUAAAAUUUUUCCUAUUGUGAUAUUUGAAAAAAAAUAUAUUUACAGGGUUUCUCUCCUAAGUAGCACCUACUGAGUGGAUAGUACUGGAUUUAGAUGCUAAGUGGUUCCAGAAUGUGGGUUUUAAGCAAAGGCUUGGUUUUUCACAAUUAAAUGGGGGAGAUGGGGAAGGCAAGAGAAGAAAAAGACAGCAUACAACACGGUUUAGAUAAUGUAUAGCUGUACGCGGACAUCACAAGACUUAGGAUUCCUCUGACUUUUUUCAUUCCUGGACCACUUCUCACCUUGUUCAGUUUUUGCCUUGACAGGUGAUCACCAUUGUCCAAUGAUAUUAAGGAAGCCACACGUACAUAGUUCUGAGAAGGGAAGGUACAAAUCAGAUUAAAUGGCACCCUCCCUUCCUUCAAGGAGUUUAAUCUGCCUUGUAUAACAGGGCUCUUAUUCAUAUGCUUGACUGGGCCCUGUAAAAGAAGAUCAAGAAAGCCCCUUUUCAUUUGUGAUUCCAGUCCCAUUCUUGUAGACCUGGAUGCCUAGUUGAGUACAGCUGCCCUAGUUGAAAAGCCAGCAGACUAGGGCGGUUCGGGUGGCCCCCAGACACUACCAGCUUUUUGCAAAAAUCCACAAAACGUGUAGAUUCGCUUAAUCUUUCCUCCUCCCCUCUUCACAUGGAAAUAGGCUAGUGUGGUCGCCAUGUGUCUAUUUAAGAGCGAUUAACACUUGCUUGCCAAAAAUCCCUCCUCGGGCCAUUUGGGAGCUGCACGCGUUCGCACCCCACCUUGUUUACCCGAACUGGCCUUCACGCUCAGCCUUUUUGUUUACCCCGCUGGCCCGAGGUCUGGGAUGGCGUGGGGAGGGGGGCAUUUCUAAAUAUGCAUCAGGCCAUCUUGCCUAUAUAAAGAAGACCAGGGCCACGGGGUGUGGGAGAAGGAGCCCCUUGCCUUAGUGACCGGGUGUGUACAUGGAGACCUUGGAGAGCUCGGAGUCCCGACCCGACUGGGCCAGCUGCUGCCGCUUGCUUCCAGAAACCCCAGCUCCUCAGACCCCGAGCCCAGGGAGCAACAACUCAGGGUCGCCCGCUUUUUGGAGACCUUGGCUUGGCACCCCUAGAGAGGAAGCGGAGAAAAUGCAGCCCAAACCCAAGGAUACAGUGUGUGAAGUGCCUGGGAUGACAGAAACCUCUGGAAAACUUUCCCAAUAUAAACAUCCAGUGAGACUAUUUUGGCCCAAAUCAAAAUGUUAUGAUUUCUUAUAUCAAGAAGCAGAAUAUCUUCUGAAAAAUUUUCCAAUUCAAGCUACAAUUUCAUUUUAUGAAGAUUCUGAUAGUGAAGAUGAUGAGGAGGAGCUGAUUCAGGAUUCAGGAACUGAAUUGGAUUGAUUCUUUUUGAAGAAAUUCAAAGUUUAUAGUAUUAAAAUUUAAAUGUACAAAUGUAUCAUAGUGGUUUUAAAAUAUAAUUUAUUUGUGUGUAAUUUAUUAAUAAAAUGUUAAAAUAUUUUGCAAUUGA
This is a messenger RNA of Dromiciops gliroides (monito del monte), 1672 nucleotides long. RefSeq names its product ripply transcriptional repressor 2 (gene RIPPLY2). The transcript has 4 exons. Lineage: Eukaryota; Metazoa; Chordata; Mammalia; Microbiotheria; Microbiotheriidae. Gene Ontology annotation, biological process: embryonic pattern specification; negative regulation of transcription by RNA polymerase II. Bases 1129 to 1545 code for a protein of 138 amino acids. Gene Ontology annotation, cellular component: nucleus. The record is from RefSeq and is a predicted model, not a curated record.